Messenger RNA from Octopus bimaculoides (California two-spot octopus), 915 nucleotides. RefSeq lists its product as uncharacterized. Lineage: Eukaryota; Metazoa; Mollusca; Cephalopoda; Octopoda; Octopodidae. The record is from RefSeq and is a predicted model, not a curated record. Gene Ontology annotation, molecular function: DNA helicase activity. Gene Ontology annotation, biological process: telomere maintenance; DNA repair.
AUGAUUCAAGUUUUUCCUGAUAUUUCAAAAGCAAAUAUAAGAAAAUGUGAAAAGGAAACCCAUGAAGGAUUAUGUGUAAAACCUGAGGAAUCGGAAGCUGAAGAAAUGAUAACAUUAGCAAAACUCAUUGUCUGGGAUGAGGCAACAACGUCUCAUAAGGCAGCAUUUGAAGCACUUGAUACAACACUACAAGACUUCAAAAACAAUAAGAAGAUCAUGGAUGGUGUCACCCUCCUCAUGGCUGGUGACUUCAGGCAAACGCUGCCUGUCAUUCCCAGAGGAACAAGGGCAGAUGAGCUGAGAGCUUGCAUCAGGUCCUCAUAUAUCUGGCAACAUGUCAAGCAGCUUACUCUGACAACCAACAUGAGGGUUCACAUUCGUGGUGACCUGUUAGCUGCACAGUUCUCCAAUAACUUACUUGACAUUGGAAAUGGCAAACUUCCACAAGAUCCAGAAGAUAGUCUGCACCACCUCCCAUGCGGCAAUAUGACUGCCUCCCUUGAAGAACUGAAGAGCAAGGUGUUUCCAAACAUUGCCACAAACUAUAAAAGUCACAAGUGGUUAUCUGAAAGGACAAUUCUGGCACCAAGGAAUGAUGCUGUAGACAAGCUGAAUCUAAAUUUGUUGCCUCAGCUCCCAGGACCUGAAUGUUCAUACAGAUCAAUUGACACUGUCCCUGAUCAAGAACAGUUCAAGAGACUGCAGUUUCCUGUCAAACCUAGCUUUGCAAUGUCUAUCAACAAAGCACAUGGUCAAUCUUUAAAGGUGGUGGGACUUAACCUCCUUCAACCUUGCUUCUCACAUGGUCAGCUGUAUGUUGGAUGUUCUAGAACUGGAGAGGAAAAGAAUAUCUACAUUCUCAGUGACAAACAUGGCAAGACAGAAAACACAGUAUAUGAAGAAGCACUUCCAUGA